AACCAGACAGGCCUCAGCUCCCCCCCCCUCCACCUAAAAAAACCAUCAACACUUCUCUGCAUGUGUCUCCACUAUGUGUCCUCAUGUGAUCACCAUGUUCCUCUGCACCCUCCCCCUCGGCCUCUCGCAUCUCAGCAGUGGGAUGGACACCACAGUAGAUAUCUGUGAGGACCCCCGUGCAAAGGUUCCUACAUUUUUAGCGGUCGGGAAAAGAUUGACUUCUUGGACGGGGAGCGCCUUUGUAAACAUUCGAAGAAUUUGACGGGAAACUGUUUGGGGCAUUUUUGUCACACGCCAGCGCGAUGGGCCUCUUUGAGUUCCUUUGUCUGCUGCUCUAUGUGACUGUCACUCAUGCCAGCAGCGAGGUGCACAAGUGGACCAGGCAGAAGCUCCCGGUGCUGACGGCCCAAAAAACCGAGCUUCAAGAGAAACGUUUGUUCAGGAGACCAACGGCGGAUGCAAAGGGAGGCGAAGUUUCCAAACUCUGCGGUAUAGAGUGUCAAAGUGGCCUACCGCCCUUAAACCCAAGCGAGCAAGAGAGGAUUCUGGGAUACGAGACGAUGUAUGACAAUGGCACGUGCACGCGCACUGACGUCAGAUUGCGGGGUUGGAACACGACGGGACCGGCUCCGUACGUUUCGUCGCCGAGUCGCAGGAAGCGGCAGGUUUACGGCGCCGACGGUCGCUUCGUCAUCUCCGACUGGCAUUUCAUCACCAACUAUCCUUUCGCCACCGCCGUGCGCCUUUCCACGGGCUGCUCCGGGGUCUUGGUCUCCCCCAAACACGUGUUGACGGCUGCCAACUGCAUCCAUGACGGGAGUUACUAUCUGGAGAGCGUGAAAAGCUUGAAAGUCGGAGUGCUACAACUCCGAAACAAAAGAGGGAGGAGGAGGAGGAAGAGACGGCAGAGGGCUGCAAGGAAAACAAACCAGCAAAAAGGAGAGCUUAUGCGGGAUGGAGAGAAGAAUCGAAUUGCUCGAGAUACAGCGAGAAGCAGCAGGGACUGGGGGGUGGGAAUCAGUCCCCCCAGUAGGCAGCCCGUCUUUCGCUGGAUACGAGUCAAACAAACGCGCAUCCCGCAAGGAUGGAUCCACUCGAGGAACUCCUCCGUUUCCCUGGCCACCGACUACGACUACGCCCUCCUGGAACUCAAACGAGCCGUCAAACAGAGGAAGUUCAUGGAGAUCGGCGUGGCGCCCCGCACCUUCCUCCCGGCCCGAAUCCAUUUCUCGAGCUACGACGAAGACAAAAGCUUGAUGGCUGUCCGCGGGGGCGAAAAGGUGGUCUACCGCUUUUGCUCGGUAGUGAAGGAGUCCGACGAUCUGAUGUACCAGCACUGCGAUGCCCGGCCAGGAGCCACCGGGGCGGGGGUUUACGUCCGUCUGAGACAGGAGGACGGACAAGAGGGCGGGAAAGGGAAGUGGCAGCGUCGAGUGAUCGGGGUGUUCUCGGGUCAUCAGUGGGUGCAAGUUGGGGACGGCGAGCAGCGGGACUUCAAUGUGGCGGUGAGGAUCACCCCUGCCAAAUAUGCGCAAAUCUGCCACUGGAUCCACACAGACCCCAGUCACUGUAAAACUCUUUGAAUUCCGACUUACUUUUUUCCAGCUGCGGCACCGUGCCAUCAAGCUUAGGCCACAAAGUAUGCUUCCACACUAACCGUUUUGCAUUUGUUUGUAUUGUGAAGUUGAACCGUUUCAACUGUAGUCUGCUUUAAAAAAAAAUGUGAAAUUGCUGUCUCGUCUGAAACUUUGUAUACACUGUGCAAAUUAGUUUCAUAUUGUUUUAGGGUGGGCUGACGUUAGGGAUGGGGAGCAGAUAUCAAUGCUAACAACGAAGCACGAUGCUUCGUUGUUAGCAUUCGAAGUCCAUUAAACACUGGCGGCGGUGUUGUUGUCCUUGAUUUGUUUUGACAGUGGUCAUAACUAAGAAUUUCAAAUGAACCCUUCUUAAAUUGUUGCGCGUGUCAAAUUUUCGGCGUGUGGACCGGCUUAAAUUAGCUCGAGUUGAAAAAUGCAAAACAAAGCUUGCUAGUAUGAGAGGAUUCCUGGAGUAGUGACAAUUAAUGUCAGUGUCCUAAAUGUUUUUCCAACUUUUUUUCAAUAUUGGCUGAUGUGUAUAAACCACUAAAAUCUGAAGAUAACCGGUGUUCGACAGCGAGAUAUAAAUCCUGCAGAUUUUAUUGCAGUCAUGAAGCUUCCCGCCAAAUUAUUAAGCCCGCAGUCGUUCUCAGUGGCUCAAGUGUACACAAAGACUGGUUACGCUGACCUGCUCAAGGUCUAGAACACUGUGCCAACAAAUUAUUUAGUCUCCGGCACAUUUUCAGAGCUAAGAUCGCGAGAGACGACAAACGAGACCGAACAGGGAUAAGUGACAAGCCGUGACGUCCGUUUGGGUGAUUUGUAUUUUAUUGCAUCUCAAAGGAGGACUCACAUGCAGGUUAAGGAAAAGAGGGGUGGGGGGGAUGGGGGGCUGCCAGGGAGAAUGGAUUCGUAGUCCUCAACCUCCCCAAAUGGCGCAGCCUUCAUAGAAACACUGAGCAAACAUCAUCUAUCCGCAUUGUCUGGUAUGUAAAUGUCAUUGUCGCCUUUAUUGUAUUUUUCUUUCAACAUGUAAUUGCCACAAUGGAUUAAGAUGCAGUCACUUAUUUUUUUUUAAAUAAACAACACACAGAACAUCCAGCGUAUACGUGAGUGCUUUACAGCGGGUCCUCCCAGUGAGCAAAUGUACCGAAGGCAGUCAAUCCAAUCGCAUGCACAAAUGCUACCAACUUCUUAUUUCAUCCCUAGGCACUCCACACCAGCAGAGGGCGCCACGUCAAACAGCCAGCAAUGUUUUUGAAAUCAAUACUGCUUCUACAAAACUUGACAGGUAUGUUUUCUAACAGGUAUGCUUCCCCCAACAUUUGUAAC
Messenger RNA from Hippocampus comes (tiger tail seahorse), 2909 nucleotides. Its product is annotated as inactive serine protease 35-like. The record is from RefSeq and is a predicted model, not a curated record. Bases 303 to 1583 code for a protein of 426 amino acids. NCBI's taxonomy places the organism in Eukaryota, Metazoa, Chordata, Actinopteri, Syngnathiformes, Syngnathidae. The transcript is spliced from 2 exons. Gene Ontology annotation, biological process: proteolysis. Gene Ontology annotation, molecular function: serine-type endopeptidase activity.